AUGCGCGUCUCUUCAACCUUCGGGCGUCUGUCAGACGUCCUGAUUCCUAUCUCAUUCCUGUUACAGUCAGCAUCUGCGGCGACCAUAGAAGAAUGGAAAACCAGGACAGUCUACCAAACAAUGACAGAUCGCUUUGCUCGGACGGAUGGCUCAACAACGUCUCCUUGCAACGCCACCGCGGGCCUGUAUUGCGGGGGAACAUGGCAAGGAACCAUUGAUAAGCUUGACUACAUUCAAAAUAUGGGAUUCGACGCCAUUAUGAUCUCCCCCAUCAUUGAAAAUAUCGACGGUCGUGUCUCAUAUGGUGAAGCUUACCACGGUUACUGGCCCUUGGACCUCUACGCCCUCAACUCUCACUUCGGCACCAAGCAAGACUUGCUGGACUUGAGUAAAGAGGUACAUGACCGAGGCAUGUACCUCAUGAUGGACACCGUCAUCAAUAACAUGGCCUACAUCACUAACGGUAGCAAUCCUGCUACAACCAUUGAUUACUCGGUCUUCACUCCCUUCAACAGUGCAGAGUACUUCCAUCCUUAUUGUACCCUCACGGACUGGAACAACUAUACCAUAGCACAACUCUGCAACACGGGUGACAACAUUACUGCCCUGCCUGAUCUGUUUACGGAACAUGAAGAUGUUCAAAACCUUCUCAUGGACUGGACACUGGAUGCCAUGAGCAAUUAUUCCGUCGACGGACUUCGUAUCGAUGCUGCGAAAAGUGUUACCCCAUCAUUCUUGCGGAAGUACUCUGAUAAAAUCGGAGCAUUCAUGACUGGGGAAGUGAUGGAUAGCAGUGCGAGCACCGUUUGCAACUACCAAACCAAUUACAUGGGCAGUCUCCCUAACUAUCCCAUCUACUACUCCAUGUUGAAGGCUUUCACACAAGGAAUGGUCUCUGAGCUUGUAGACUCGGUUCAAACUGUGAAGAACCUGUGUCCGGAUGUGAACGCCAUGGUAUCCUUCUCCGAGAACCACGAUGUGGAUCGAUUCGCCACCUUCACAGAUGAUAUUUCGCUCGCUAAGAAUGUCAUUACCUUCACACUCAUGUUCGACGGUGUCCCCUUCAUCUAUCAAGGUCAAGAGCAACAUAUGAAGGGAUCAUAUGCUUCCAUGGAAAACCGCGAUGCUGUCUGGAUGACCGAUUACGAUCCCAGUGCUGAGCUAGUUUCAGUGAUCACCACGCUCAACAAGAUUCGCAAGCAUGCCUACCGGAUGGACAACAGCUACGUUGACUCCGUGAGCUACAAUAUCUACCAAGGCGGCAGUGAGAUGGCCUUCACAAAGGGCUCUGAGGGACGACAAGUCAUCAUGCUCCUAUCUACCCAGGGUACAAACUCGACUCCAUACACCCUCAAUCUGCCCUCCAGCUUUAAUGCUGGAACAAACAUUACGGAAGUCUUAAGCUGCCAGACUUAUUUCGUCAACGAAUACGAUGCAUCACUGACUGUGAAUAUGGAUUCUGGGCUUCCACAAGUGUUUUUCCCCACUUCUCUCAUGCCGGGCAGUGGAAUCUGCGGUUAUUCUUCGGCGAAUCUUACUUAUACACAGGUGAAGACCGGCCAAACGGGGUCAACAUCGGCAGGAAGCAGAAAUCAACAGGUUCUCGGUCAUGCUUCGCUGGGUGCAGUCUUCCUAGCUUUGAUGACCCUCGCAUUUUGA
Molecule: messenger RNA, 1659 nt
Organism: Penicillium verhagenii
Lineage: Eukaryota; Fungi; Ascomycota; Eurotiomycetes; Eurotiales; Aspergillaceae
Product: alpha-amylase
Exons: 2
Coding region: 1-1659 (552 amino acids)
Biological process (GO): carbohydrate catabolic process
Molecular function (GO): alpha-amylase activity; calcium ion binding
Source: RefSeq, a predicted model, not a curated record